Molecule: messenger RNA, 1084 nt
Organism: Musa acuminata AAA Group (dessert banana)
Lineage: Eukaryota; Viridiplantae; Streptophyta; Magnoliopsida; Zingiberales; Musaceae
Product: transcription factor MYB61-like
Exons: 3
Coding region: 122-943 (273 amino acids)
Source: RefSeq, a predicted model, not a curated record
AGCAUGAGACCAUCUCAGGUUCGAUGCAUAUCAGCACUUGACUCUGACCUCUCUCUGUAUCUCUACCCUUAGCAGCUUGGAUCACUUUCCUCCACAGUCUUGAGCUGUCGAUUCCUUAGACAUGGGGAGGCACUCAUGCUGCUACAAGCAGAAGGUGAGGAAGGGGCUGUGGUCUCCCGAGGAAGAUGAGAAGCUGGUGAAGCACAUUACAGAACAUGGCCAUGGGUGUUGGAGCUCCGUCCCUAAGCAAGCAGGUCUGCAGAGGUGCGGGAAGAGCUGCAGGUUGAGGUGGAUAAACUACCUGCGGCCUGAUCUCAAGCGAGGGACGUUCUCGGAGCAGGAGGAGAGCCUCAUCAUUGAGCUCCAUGCAGUGCUGGGAAACAGGUGGUCGCAGAUCGCAGCUCGGUUGCCGGGUAGGACCGACAACGAGAUCAAGAACUCGUGGAACUCCUGCAUCAAGAAGAAGCUCCGGCAGCGAGGCAUCGACCCCAACAGUCACCAGCCUCUCGGCGACUUCAAGAUGCCUACUCCGACCCCGGAGAACGUCAACCGUGCAGUGGCCGAGAAUUCAAUGGCGUCGACCUGCCUAUCCGAUCCAAUGGCUGUCUUCUCCCUCGCACAGUUGAGCUUCCGCCCUGACGACAGUCCCCAUUGCAGCACAGUGAUCGAUAGUAGUCGGAGCAGCAUGAGCAAAGCUAAUGGAGUGGAGUUACAGAGCAGCUGCUCCUUCGACGGUGGCAUCCUCCCUUGGUCAGAGUUGGCCCCGGACACGGAUGCACAGCUCCACCUCGAAGGGGAGUCAGAAGACCUCAAAUGGUCGGAAUACCUUCAAGGCGUCUUCCCAACACCAUCAGCAUCCCAAACCCAAACCCAACAGUUUGGUGCUUGGUGCUUGGCACCAGAACCAGAACCAGCAACAGUUUCUGCUUUCAGACAUCCAUGACAAGGAUUUCUAGAUGAUGCAGAUGGGUUCUGGCCAACUUUAGAUCGUCUAAUCCCAACUCAGAAAGAAGAAAUUUAGAGACAGUGACUCGUGUGUGUAUGUCAUCACAUAUCGAGUAAGAUUUCUACUCCUAGUUUACUG